AUGGAUGUGAAAGGAUACAAAUUGUUACCGACUCAUAUUGGUCGUUUAACAAAGAGUAUAUUCGAUGAAUAUUCAAUAUAUAUAUUUAAUAUUCCAUCAAAUAUAAUUGAUAAGUAUCUUCCAAAUAAACUUGAUGCUUUUGCUUCAUUAACAUUGAUCAAUUUGGCUAAACAUUAUUUUUUUUAUUCAAAACCAGUUAUAUUUGCUUCUCGAUCACAAAUAAAUAAAAAUGUUCAAUCAAUAUCAAAUACAAUAUCACUUGAAGAUUUUCUAGAAGAAUUAUUAUCAAAAAAAGAUUUGGAAUUACGUUAUAAUUUUGUAAUAACUGGGAAUUUAUUAGUAUUUGCUCAGAUACCUCGUGUUCGUCAUAUAUCAUAUCAUCUUCUUUGUAAACAUAUAACUCUAUCGAAUCGAUCAACAAAUGUUAAAUUUGCUGGAGAAUUUUGGAUUGAUCAACAUGAUUAUUUUAAAUUAAAUAAUAAUUCAGGUACAUAUCAACCAUCGGAUACAUUAAUUGAACAAGUUGUGCAAUUUUUUAAUUAUAUAUUACCUCAUUUUCAAUUUCAAGGUAGAAGUUUUCGUAUAAGUGCUCGACCUUCCACUACACAUCGAGUUAUCAUUAAAACCAAACAAAAAUUACAUAUAAAAACAUAG
This is a messenger RNA of Rotaria sp. Silwood1, 654 nucleotides long. NCBI's taxonomy places the organism in Eukaryota, Metazoa, Rotifera, Eurotatoria, Philodinida, Philodinidae. The record is from the annotation of a GenBank genome assembly.